UCUGAAGAAGUGCAGUAUAUAUUACAGUGUGCUGCAGCGGAAAACAGUCGUAACGUAAGGCGGAAAUUCCGAGAAGGCGCAAGAGCAGUUUUGAAAGCUUGCGCAUCUCCAGCGAGUUCACUGUAUGAUUAUUACAACGCACGGCCUUGUGAUUACUCUCUCUUCACCUGAUCGCUCCUGAAUGACGUUUGUAAUAAAAUGCUCCUGAAGCCACAAAAACCCGAGACGAGCUUGUCCACAUUUUACUUUCGAUGGAUUCUACUGUUGGUGCUUUGUGCUGAAGGGAAGUCGAUGACCUCAGAUCUCAUAACACACCACUUCAUUGCUGGUCUUGCAUUUAAACUUGAAUGCAACAGAGAACAUGAAAUGCAGAAUGUGAGUGUGAGCUGGAGUCUAAAGACGGGUCGCAGCUUGGAAAACGUCACCGGAAUAAACAUUAAACACAACGCACUGUGGUUUCUACCUGCUGAGUCCUCCCACAGUGGAGAUUACUCCUGUUUCAGCAGAAAAGGCAAUGAAACCUGGGAAACCAUCUUUAUGGUCUCCGUUGUGAAUGGAACAUGCCCUCGUUGGGACAGAGAAGGCAUCACAAAGAGCACAAAUGAACUACAUUGUAACUUGAAUCACAUCUUUGACUUAGACCCACAAUAUCAAAUCACCUGGUUCAAGAACUGCAGCCCAUUUAAUGUGACUAACAGUAGGAUUCUCCUGAUCAACAGAUCAUCAGAGAUGGAUGGACUGUAUACUUGCUUUGUGACGUUCACUUUAGAUGGGCAAAAAUACUCUACUGCCCAGACCACACAAAUUAAAAGUCACUCCUUAGAUGAUGGAGUGACGCCACCCACAAUUAUCUUCCCUAAGAAUGAAACGCACACCGUAACACUUGGUGAAAGUUUUGAACUCACCUGUAAAGCACUUAUUGGGAAGAACAACACAGGGGAAAUAUUGAUGUAUUGGUUAAGUGAAUCUCUAAGCGAAUCUCUAGAUCUAAAGUUCUACGACUUCACCAUGGAAGAGAACAACAGGAUUUAUAUGCUUUGUACGCUGCACAUCCCCAAAGUCACAGCAGAAUAUUUGCACAAUAAUCUCUACUGUGUUAUUAAAAACCCAGCAGGAAGAUCUAAUGGAAUAGUGCAGCUUAUUCCAGCCAAUCAGAGUGAGCGUUAUUGUUGGCUAGUUCUUGGUCUAGUCACUGCGCUUAUAUUAUUGGGUGCAGUGCUGUUCCAUCUGUUUAAAGUGGACCUGGUGCUGACUUACAGGGAUCUGUGCAUGCCAAUGUCUGUACAGAGCGAUGGAAAGUCUUAUGAUGCGUACGUCAGUUAUCUCCAUGGUGACCAACUGAGCUUAUCUUCCUCAAUGACCUUUGCUCUGCAUUUCCUUCCUGCGGUCCUGGAAGAUCUUUAUGGUUACAAACUGUUCAUCAGUGGACGCGAUGAACUUCCUGGAGAAGCGGUGCAGGACAUCAUUGCUGAUCGAAUGAAUCGAAGUAGAAGGCUGAUCAUCGUUCUUACAUCACAGAGCUUUGCAAAGUGUCAGACUGAUGCCAAAAGGAGUCUUUUAACCGACUGUGAGCUCACCGUGGCCCAAACCAAUCCUUCUGCUGUGCAGAUAUGGGGCACGUACGAGCAGCGAGUGGGUCUCUAUGAUGCUCUUGUGAAGGAGGGUCUGAAAGUGAUCCUGGUGCAGAUGGACGACGGGGUGGAAGAGUCUCUGCUGCCUGAAUCUUUACGGUAUAUCAGCCGCACCAAAGGCAUCCUGAAGUGGAGGCUGAACUGCAGCGAUAGUGCUAAUAGAAAGUUCUGGAAGCAUCUACGGUACCGUAUGCCUCCAGCCCGGCAGCAGAAGAGCAAGCAGGUUAUGACGCUUUGAGAACUGGUUUAUCCCUGAAGAGACCAGUGUGAAUUUCAAAGCUGGUCCAGGCUGGUUUACACUGGUUUGUUGCUGGUCUAGCUGGUGGAUCUGUAUUUUUGUCUUGUUUUCUUGUAAAACAAAAAACAAAUCUACAAAUAAUAUUAAGAUACUCAGAGAAAUCUAAGAAUACUAUGCUUAAAACAAGAACAAAAUAUUUGCCUUUUGGGUAAAAAUAUUUAAGAUACAAAUAGUUGAUAUUUAUUACAUUAUUGGAAAAUAGUUGUAUGCCACAAGGGGCGCUACAGCCACAGUAUUAGUGUCAAGAAACGUUGUGAAGUUUCUUUUAAAGGAAUAUUCCGGGUUCAAUACAAGUUAAGCUCAGUCGACAGCAUUUGUGUGGCAUAAUGUUGAUUAUCACAGAAAAUUUAUUUCGACUCGUACCUCCUUUUCUUUAAAAAAAGCACAAAUCUGUGUUCGAGUGAGGCACUUACAAUGGAAGUCAAUGGGGUCAAUAAUCUGUAAACAUUAAAAUACUCACUGUUUCAAAAGUAUAGACACAAGACAUAAACAAUAUGUGUGUUAAACAGGGGAUUUUACUGUCAUAAAGAGUUAUAUUCAUUACUGUUAAAACAGUGAUUUAAACAACUUUACAGCUCAAAUAAUACACAAGUUUUAACAGAAGAAUUAAAGUAAGUGCUUUUAUAAAAUUAUAAGCUUCACAUUUCUGCUUUUAAACACUCCAACGAUUGGCCCCAUUGACUUCCAUUGUAAGUGUCUCACUGGAACCUCCAUUUUUGCUUUAAAUUAAUUUAAAUUAAUUUCUGUUGUAAUCAACAUUAUGCCACAAAUGCUGUCGAUUGGGCUUAAUUUGUGUUGAACCCGGAAUAUUCCUUAAACUAAUGUACACAGAAAGAUUGGUAAUUUUAUUACCGAAAAAUUUCGUAUUUUCGAAAAUAAGUAAAUAAAUAUUUUAUACACAUGGCAUAUUUAAUAUUAUACGUACUUGAUAGUUUUCUAACAUGGUAUUUUUGAAACUUACAACAAUACGGGUUGCAAUUGAAUCUGUUUAUAUGUAUAUAUAAAUGUAUUAAUGUUUACGAGAGCAUGUGAAAUGUGAAGGAUGCCAACUUAUUAUUCUUUAUUUCCAGCAGGUUAAAGAGAAACAUAUGUGUUUACAUGAUUUAUUUGUUUCCUUUGAACAACAGUUUAAAGUUUUGAGACAGCUUUUUCUAGCCUUUUUUUAUUUAUUUUAUAAUUAUUCUUAUUUUUCCAAUGUUGUUGAUCAAAAUUGCAAUGGUCUUUUUGUUGUUGUUGUUAGAAAUAUAGGAAACUUUCAUAAGUGGUGGUACUAUUGUGACUACACUUCAUAGUUGUUGUAAAUUAAUUUUAGAGAAAGUAAGAAAUAAAACCCGACCACUUUAUUAGGUA
Myxocyprinus asiaticus (Chinese sucker) is the source of this 3279-nucleotide messenger RNA. RefSeq names its product interleukin-1 receptor type 1-like. The transcript has 11 exons. The record is from RefSeq and is a predicted model, not a curated record. Gene Ontology annotation, biological process: signal transduction. NCBI's taxonomy places the organism in Eukaryota, Metazoa, Chordata, Actinopteri, Cypriniformes, Catostomidae. Bases 199 to 1869 code for a protein of 556 amino acids.